GUCGCGACGCGACGAAAUUGGUCCAGUAGUCUGUUCUGUGCGCUCGAAGUCAGACGUAGGGAUCGUAGCUCCGAAAGAGAAGUGAUAUUCUGCAUUAUCACAUCAGGCGACAUCUGCAAAGUAAGGCCGUGGAGCAACGCCGUCGCCGUAGACCCUUCGAAGGCCCUUCUAAAGAAGGAAGGAGAAAUGCGCUUGAAGGGGGCCGACGGUUCCGUGGACAUCCCGGGAUCCCUGUUGCACACUCAUAACGUGGGCCAGCGAGACCAGAACCGGAAUCAGCCCUCCACAAGGGACACGCUGCCGGACUCCGGCAUAAUCCACUGCAGCACACAAUGGGCCAACAGUUACGUGGCAUCGCCGAACACAACUGCCUGUACAACUCCCGGGAAAGAACUUCAGCAACAUCUUGCAAACGGCGGCAGCAACUUCAACAACAACAUCACGGCUUCUUUCCAGCAACAUCGCUCCACCUACAACAGUUCUUCAGAGUUCCUAUCAGAGUCCUCUCCAGAUGACAGCCUAGGCGAUUUCGAAGACGGGCAGCAGAGCUCGAGUUCGCUGGAUGCGUCUCCACAAGGAGACGAGUACAGGUGCUUCAGCCAUGAGGAAGUCAGCGACUCCGACUCCUUGUCAGACGAUGGCAGGUGCCGAGGUCUUCUCGCUGCAUUGGGAGGCCGUGGUAUUGUAAAUCCCAACUAUCCUGGCUUCCAGUAUUUGGCUUGCGAGCUUCACCCCUCUGACACAGAUGAUACCGAGGAGGAGCGUGACACGGGCAACAAGAAUUGCAACAAUAACAAUAAUGGAGAAGAAGACAUUGAUGAUUCUGACAAUGAAACUGAGUCCAAGAUUGAUAGCGUGAAUCAUCUAGAUAGUGUAGAGAAUUUCCAGAAAGAUUUCUAUGAUAAACCAAAGUUUAAUAUUCCAGUAGAUGCAGAGUUAGAUUGUUAUUGCGUGGAUGGUAGUGAAUCAGUUGCUGCUGUGGACGACGAGAAAGAUUUAAAUGUGCGUUUACCGGAGAGUGAAAAUAUCGUGACCGCAGAUUCAAAAAAUGUCAGCGCAGAAGAGCUGGAAAGUGACAGUAAAGUGUUAGUGACCAACAUGGCAGCCAUUGCUCUGACAUGCAAUAAUAUAGACACACCCCUUAUUGAUUCACAACAGAUUAACUGUAGCAAGAUGUCAGACGCUUUCCUUUCUAGCGCAAAGGAGGAUCUGCUCUGCAAAAACACUACUGAAGAAGGGAGCGUCAGGAACAAGUGUGAAGACGUUAUGAGCUGUCUCAACUCUCUGGAGCCCUGUUCCGGUGAUGCCAACAUCUUGAACAUGGGAGAUUCUAAUCGGGCAGUUGAAGAAUGGGAAGAGAUGGAAAAGUCCAUAGAAAAAUUCAACAAAGAAGAACAGAUUUCAAACGAAAAAGAGCAAGAUGAUGAUCUGGUUGUUCCUCGUAAGAAGGAGAAGAUGGAAAUCAAUUACAGUGUAAAGAAAAGUAGGAGUAACAGCUGUGCCAGCAACAUGGACAUGCUGCAGGUGGCAUCAGCACCAGUCUUGGAGCAGCAGGAACAGCAGGUGGACGCCGUAGUGAGGUGGCGUGAUUUCGGACCCAGAGGUGGCAGGGAUCAUGUCCUGGCGAACAGACGGUCCGUCCCCACUGCAGCAUGCGACAAGAAGCGUUCCUCCACAGAGAUCCUAGGUGGUUUCGAUGUGUACAACAUAGAGACGGCUAUGCCGAAGAUCGACUUGGAUGCUAUCGAAUCUCACUUGCGAGCAGCGAGAGAGGAAGAGAGACGGCGUCGCAAUGAUCGUGAGGAGAUUCGACGGCGACUUGCCAUGGGCUCGGACACAGAUGAGUACUAUGGGAGUGAACGACCUGGCAGGAAACCUAGCCUGCAGGCUAGACUUCAGAGUGUGUCUUUUACCCCUCCAGGGAUGAACCUGCAGAUAUGCUUCAUGAAUGAGACUGUAUCAGACACUGAGUCUCCAAGUUCAGACACGGAGACAGCAUCGUCACCAGCGAAAACAGAUCCAGAGAAGAUUAUAGCUGUUUCACGGAGCAGUGCUUUGCCAGUAAAGCCACUGCAGCUGACACCUUCACCAGCAGCUACUCGACCUUCCACUUCACUACUCACUCUGCCCAUACACAGGGAGACUGAACCUCCUCAUCCCAUGACAGAAGCAGAUUUCUUUGCUCGCCAGGCGCAGCUACAGGCAGAAGCUCGGAUGGCAUUGGCUCAGGCUAAGGAGAUGGCUCAUAUGCAGAUGGAAGUGGAACGUCAGCGCCUGAAAACGAGUCCCAUCACAGAGAUGGUUCGGUCUAGUCUUGAGAAGGUUGGAAUCCCAUUCCCUGAGGACAGGAGACGUGUCAGUAGGCAGAUUCUUACAGAAAUGAAUGUGGCCCAACUUCAAGUUAUAGUUAAUGAUCUACAUACACAAAUAGAAAUUUUGAAUGAGGGCUUAGUAAAGUUCCUGAUGGAUCGAGAUGAUCUACAUAUGGAGCAAGAUUCUAUGUUGGUUGAUAUAGAGGAUCUAACACGAUACCUGGGUGCCAAGGAACAGACAGUGAAGGAACAGGAGGACUUGCAGCUGUUGAAUCAAAACAAUAACAAUAAUAACCACAAUUUCCUCCCAGCGAAACCAAAGGUCAAUAGGGUAGCAGGUCUUGCGAAGAAAUAAUGUACAGAUUGAAACUGGGAAGAUUAUGAUACGUACAGAAAUGCAAGUGUUAGACAUUCCAUUUUGACAUUGGAGUUGGAAUUUUAUUUGUGCAGUGUAAGUCAAAGUCUGCUCCAGUGAAACAGAUGUAUUUUUUUGCCAUUUAUGCAUUUUGGAUUUUACUUGAAACAUGAGAAAAUACAGUAGGUGGCAGCAGUCAUUCCAGUGCUAGUUCCUUUACUUACAAGCCAUUGGAAUUUAUGUAAUUAAUUUGAAGACAAUUAUGAUUAUGCAUUUUGCAUUUGAAGUAAAACCUAGUCGAGCCCAGAUGUUCUUUUCAAACAAAGGUUUGGUUCUAUUUGUUUACUUAAUUUCAGACUUCAUAGGAAGUAGCUUCUUUUUUGUAACAUAAUAAUUUCACCAUAUGCUUCACAUGACUUACCACUGUAAGGGACAGUAUGUUUUAGUCGAUGUGGAAACCGGUGUAAAUUGCUGAGAAAUGUGUGUGUCUUCGGUGAGGAAUAUAUGCUGUAUGCACUUCCUUUUGAAUCUCUGUGGAACAAAGACAAGUUCUGGGUAAACUGUACAUACCUAUUUUGUUCAUGUGCUGUGGAUUAUAAGUUCUCCAUUGUUUGUGCAGCAGCCACCUGUGUUAAAUUUCCUUCUAGUGCCAAAGAAAUUUACUUACUGUAUUGUUCCAAAUAUGGUUUUGUUUAAAGUAAAGUUGCCUGUAUGCCUAAGCACCACACUGGUAUAGCAUGAAAAACAAAGGAUUGUGCAUUCCUAAUGGUAACACCAGUUGGUCAUCUUCACACUGCAGCCAAGUGCCCAGGCCCUAGAACUAGGCUAGUUACGGAGAAGAGACGGAUCUUGUGCUUGAUGGUCAACUGAAUCCUAGCCAUUCUGCCCUUAAGCAGUCACUUCACUGACUGAGCUGUGCCAGCUCACAUUCACACAUGCGUAACUUUUUCUUUUUAUGUGUUCAUGCUGUAGCAUAAGCGAACAACACGUGGGUUUAUGUAUAUCUGUCCCAUUUGUUAGACGCAAUUUUUUCUGAAUAGUGGUGCAAAAACGACCUAAAGUCAUUGUUCAAAGCUGCAAAAUAGUGGUCUUGAAUCAUACCAAUGCGAGAAUGACCUAAGAUGUAAGUAACCAUGGAUGAUGAUAGUUCAACAGUGACCCAAUAAUGUAGCAUGAAGAACGCCUUUGGAAUGUCAUUGUGUUCUAAAGAAUGCACCUUUCCAAUUUUGUUUGUAUUUGCUAUAGGGUGAUGUUACUUCAUCCAUUCAGUGAUCCUUGUAAUAGUAAUAAAGUAUGAAGUUUCUGUUCA
Messenger RNA from Zootermopsis nevadensis, 3976 nucleotides. It is a transcript of the gene Schip1, whose product is annotated as Schwannomin interacting protein 1. Lineage: Eukaryota; Metazoa; Arthropoda; Insecta; Blattodea; Termopsidae. Gene Ontology annotation, biological process: positive regulation of hippo signaling. Gene Ontology annotation, cellular component: cell junction; plasma membrane. The record is from RefSeq and is a predicted model, not a curated record.